GAAGACCUUCGCAGCCGAUCUCAGCGCAUUGACGAUAAGCUCGUUGGUGGCGGGGAUGACGAAGUUGAUCACAUGUGGAUCCCCGCCUGUGGAGGGCCCUUCCUUAUGGCUGCCUGAUUUCUUCCCUGCCAGAUCCCCCAGGCACCAACAACCCAGGCCAGGUCCCGGACACACCACGUGAUGCUGUCCCGAAAGAGUCGAUGCUCGCCGGUCCGCGAAACAAUUUUUGGGAAUCCAGUCUCCGACCAGUCUACAGUAAACCCCCAUCCCCUGUGGACCUCAAUGGCUGCCAGUGAACCCUCCAGAUACCUGGCAAGGUCAUUGCCACGGGCCUUUGCGCCCUCUUCGCGGGCUCCGGCCCUCUGCUGGCGUCGCAAUGCCUCCGAUCAAGCGUCGACGAGAUCUCCGUCCGCCGUUAUCAACGACCUGGAGUCGACCACUCUAUCCACCCCUCUGUCGGAGGACACGGUGAAGUCCUUCAAUCCUCUCGAAAGAGCCAGAGCACGCAAGACGCAACUACCUCGGAGUCGUUAUCAAUUCCGCUCGCCCAAAUACGACCGUGGUCCUCUUCACCCUCACCGGCCCCCUCCGCCCUCUGAUCCCUCCUCUCGACUCUUCGUCCCCGGCCCCUUCUCCCUUCCCCGUGUCGCACAGACCUGGCAAUCCACCGUCGCACCGGACCUCCUCACCCUCCUCUACGUCCACAACCCCCCGGGAUUCAAGCCUCCGCCGAAGGCUCCCCGUCUCCGUUCAUGGGAUGACAGCUCCCCGUACCACAAGAAUCGAUCUCUCCGUGGCCCUCGUGGCGGUGACGUUCUCCGCCUCCUCCGCAAACCGAUCACCUUCAACAACAUCCCCAAGAUCGAGCGCAUUACUCUCCACAGUUACGUCAAGCAGGCUGCCCAGUACGACUCAUCAUGGCUGCAUGUCGCCGGUAUGGCCCUGCAGGCCGUGACCAACGUCAAGGUCGAGACCUUCAAGUCCAAGACUAGCGUUGCCCAGUGGCACAUCGCCCCCGGUCGUGAUACCGUUGCCGCCAAGGCCGAGCUGCGCGGUGAGAACAUGCUGCAUUUCUUCGGAAAGCUGGUCGAUGUUGUCAUGCCCAGACUCAAGGAUUGGCAGGGUGUGAAGGGUAGCAGUGGUGACAGCAGUGGUAACAUCACUUUCGGUCUUGAGCCUGAGGAGAUGGCUCUGUUCCCGGAGAUUGAAGUGAACUAUGAUAUGUACCCCCCCAAAAUGAUCCCCGGUUGCCACAUCACCAUCCACACCAGCGCCAACACCGACAAGGACGCCCGUCUUCUGCUCAGCGCCAUGGGUGUUCCCUUCUACGGCAAGCUUGUCAACUGAAGAAAAAAAUCCAUAACAUAUCAGGUGUUAGGAAAUUGGUAUUCGGCAAUCAACUGACGGCCAUUGUCCUUUCUUCCCCCAUUACCAUCACCUCACUCACACCUUUGUUGAUUUGAGCAAACAUCUUCCUCCUUGAAUAUGUAACAUGAAAGGAUAGUACCUAUAUCUGUGGUGUUAUUAGUAUUAUUAUUGCUGCUGCUGUUGUUGUUAGAAUCAUCUAUGUAAAAUACGCUCUGUUUUUGGUAUUAUAAAACUUCAUAUGCAC
Molecule: messenger RNA, 1612 nt
Organism: Aspergillus neoniger CBS 115656
Lineage: Eukaryota; Fungi; Ascomycota; Eurotiomycetes; Eurotiales; Aspergillaceae
Product: mitochondrial 54S ribosomal protein uL5m
Exons: 3
Coding region: 283-1347 (354 amino acids)
Biological process (GO): translation
Cellular component (GO): cytosolic large ribosomal subunit; ribosome
Molecular function (GO): structural constituent of ribosome; RNA binding
Source: RefSeq, a predicted model, not a curated record